Messenger RNA from Colletotrichum siamense, 315 nucleotides. RefSeq lists its product as uncharacterized. The record is from RefSeq and is a predicted model, not a curated record. Bases 1 to 315 code for a protein of 104 amino acids. NCBI's taxonomy places the organism in Eukaryota, Fungi, Ascomycota, Sordariomycetes, Glomerellales, Glomerellaceae. The transcript is spliced from 2 exons.
AUGUCUGAUAGUUCGGGGCAUCUAUCCGACACUCUGAAAAAGGCACUUAAAGCUCUUCAGACUCUUCAGCGUUUAGCGGAUCGCGACUUGACCUCCCGAGGUCGCAAUGAAGAUGCGGUUAACACAAACGAUGCACCACUGGAGAACAACUCUGGUCAAAACCCAGCUCAACAAGGAGAUCAAGAUAGCUUCUGGAAUAUGGGUGCGGACGACUGGUCCUUACCUUUCAACUUCGACAUGUCACCUCUUGGUGCCUUUGACUACAUCAUGUCAGACCAGAAUUUCUCUGGAGACUCAUUUCUGCCAAUCAUCUAA